GGACAAAAAGGAUUUUUUUUGGUUUAACAUUAAUCAAAAUGUAAACAGAGGGUUUAGUAGAUAUACAUCAGAGGUUAUUUUGAAUUGAUAAUAACUUCAAGAGGAAUGAAAGAUCUCUCUUCAGAUAACGGAAGAAACAACUCUCUUCAGAUAUAAAGGAAGAAGCUCGGCGCGCGAGAUUGGAUCAAGGCACUUCGUCAAGAGGAGAAGUGGCUGGCUGUUUUGUUCCUUCCACACGGCGUAGAGCCUUGCUUGCAUCACUAAUCGGAGUAUAUAUAUUUGACGAGAGAAGGAGAUUUGAGCCAGUGCAGCCUACUGGGAGCUGAAGAAAGACCAAAACAUCACGAGUGAAAUUGCAAUCUAAGUAAAAUAUGUUGCUAUGUUUCUUCUUCUUGAUUGCAUAUUAUAAGCUUAACCAUAUACUGUAAUUCCAUGUUGAUUAAUUAAGAUUAUGAAGAAGACAGAGACAUGGAUUUUAAAAUCCAUUAGAAUACUGCGUUAUUGCACGUGUGAUUUGCAAAAACCGCCAACCAAAAUCUGUAGUUAUCCAAAUUUUCUAUAAAAGUUUUCAAAUAUUUUGAAGAUCUUCUCCAACACUUAAACCGCCCUCUAUAUAUAUAUUCCAAAACUUCUAGGGCACAGAAAAACGUGUUAGCAGCCAUAACUGCCGAUAAUUACUGCUUCUCUGCCAGGUUUAAAUCUCCCACCCUCUUGUCUUCUUGUCGUUUAUCUCUGUUCUUCCUACUCUGUUCAGAACCGUGUAUUGUUGAUAAAUCAUCUUAUAAAAGGUUUCUUUAGACCUCUCAUGUUCUCUUCCAGGUUUUUAGAUCUGUAUAUCAUGUCCAGGUUUUAAAUUGACUUCUUGUUGUUUUGUUAUGCAAACACUUUUAGUUGCUAGCUUUGAUGAACAAAGAAACGGGAGAUAAUAUAGAAGGAAAAGGGAAAGGUGAAUAUAUACGAUGGAGACCAGAGGAGAGCAAACUGUUGAUUGAACUAGCUGCUGACUGCUUCAAGCGGGGAUUGAUUGAUCCCAAUGGAAGAAUGCUCAAGGAAACUGUUGAGACAAAGAUACUUCCGGUUCUUAACAAAACAUUCAAGUGUAAGAAGACCUAUAAGCAUUACAUAAACAGAAUGAAGAUUUUGAAGAACAUAUACCGAGAUUCUGUCAAUCUUCAGCGUUUUAAUUCGAAGUUUGAAUGGAAUCCAAUCAUGAAGAAGUUCACGGCUCCUGAUGAAGUGUGGAUUGCUUACUUCAAAGACUAUCCGAAUCAUAGACAUAUGUUUUACAAGACAUAUGAAGAAUAUGAGCAUAUGAAGCUAGUAUUUGGAAAGAGGAGAUUUGAGAGAUCACCUUCACAAGCAUGUAAAGUAGGAAAAAGUGAGAAACUGAAACAAGUAGAUCUUUCUAGUGAUGAUAAGGUUCAUGAGUCAAUGGAAGUAGUUGUACCUGGUACUUCAAUCUACUUAGAGAAUUUCGUUGGAAAUCCAGAUCAAGAAGGUAGAACUGAUGAUGAUGCAUCGGUCACAAAAAAAGACGAUUGCACAGAGCUAAGAUCAAUUGAUUCGGCCACUGAUCACAUAAUGCAAGGAAGAUCAAUGGCUGAGAAAAAAAUGAAGAAUGUUUGGGAUGCUCUCAAAGAGAUUCCUAACUUGGCGAACACAACCAGAUACCAAGCUCUUAACAUGAUUUUAAAGCUUGAAAUGAGAGACAUAUUCGUUAAUAUGUCUAUUGAAGAUCGCCUUGGUUGGAUUCAGUGCACUAUCCAAUGAAGACUUGACUUUGUUAGAGCAACCUUAUUGAGGGUCUCUUUUUUUUAGCUCCUAACUAUUUUAAAAUUUAAAAUUUGCUUUUACAAAGUUAAGAGCCCCAUGAUUGUUUCUUAACUAUUUUCUCUUCCAAUGGUAAUCUCUAAUGAAGUUCUUAAAAA
This is a messenger RNA of Arabidopsis lyrata subsp. lyrata, 1928 nucleotides long. RefSeq lists its product as uncharacterized. The record is from RefSeq and is a predicted model, not a curated record. The transcript is spliced from 2 exons. Bases 904 to 1770 code for a protein of 288 amino acids. NCBI's taxonomy places the organism in Eukaryota, Viridiplantae, Streptophyta, Magnoliopsida, Brassicales, Brassicaceae.